Molecule: messenger RNA, 741 nt
Organism: Triticum turgidum subsp. durum (durum wheat)
Lineage: Eukaryota; Viridiplantae; Streptophyta; Magnoliopsida; Poales; Poaceae
Source: the annotation of a GenBank genome assembly
AUGGAUGAUGUUUACGGAAGAAUAGAGGUCUUCCCGCAGCACUUCACGCCCAAGAAAGAGCCCAUGGACGCUGCCGAUGGUCUGUCCACAAGUAAGAGCAACAUGGAUCCCUCACCAAGUCCGCGUAGGCGUACUUGGACCCCGAAACGAGUCAAGGGAGCUUCGUCGCUUCUGCAACUCUUGUCUAUCCCUCGCAUUAGGUGGUCUUCCAGCAACGAGGAUGACGACAAGAUCGAGUUGACCAGAGCUGAAGUAGAAUCAUUACGAAGCGAAAUCGCCGAUGCCGAUGAAAGGGAGUCCCAGCUAAAAGCCCGGUUAGAAAAUAUUGAUGAAGUCUUGAGAUACGCACGCCUUUCCGGGUACCUCCAUAUCAGAAGUAGAUGGACUCAGCUUCCUGGGGAGCCACCUAUCAUAGACGACGCCGAUGUCGAUGACUGGCUUCCUCGCUUUGUUGUCCUACAAGGACAGUGUUUAUACUACUAUCUGAAGUCUACAGACCUGAGCCCACAGGAAUCGACGCUGCUGCGCGACGUGGUGGAGGUAGGGCAGCUCCCCAACUUUGUGCCGGAGGACGGGAAGACGAGAUACGCCUUCUUCAUACUGACCCGGCAGGGCCUGAGGUUCGAGUGCUCGAGCAGCUGCGAGAUACAGGUGGAUUCGUGGGUAAGGGCCGUAAAAAGCGACUGCAAACUGGCAGAAGCAGGCGGCGAGGCGAAGAGCAAGACGAGCGGGGGAUGGUGA